GAGAGCGUGUGAUUUCGAAGAGAUGGGAAUUAUAGCCGACGGAAAGACGAGAGAUUUUUAUGUUUUUUUUUUUUUCGCCGUUGGGAUUUAGAAUAAAAAAUUAAAAAGAAGGGGAGAAAAUAACACCUACGGCUCUCGAAGAGGAGGAUUCGAAUUCGACGGCCUUCUCGUCUAGGGAUUCUUUUCUUGGGGUUGUUUAGGUUCCAGUCUCGUCCGAUCGCGUGGGGUUCAACUUCGUUGGGAUCUCGUCGGCAGGCGCCGGAUUUCAUCGUGUUCUAGGGCUUUGGUUUUUCCUUCCAUUUCGGAUCGUUUCGUGUGGUUGGAGAGAUGGCGGCUUCUCUGGUGGAGCGUGCCACGAGCGACGUGCUGAUCGGUCCGGAUUGGGCGAUGAACCUUGAGAUCUGCGAUAUCCUCAAUCACGACCCUGGACAAGCAAAAGAUGCCGUAAAAACUAUCAAAAAACGUAUUGGGCAUAAGAAUCCAAAGAUUCAGCUUCUCGCACUGACACUGUUGGAAACAGUGAUAAAAAACUGUGGAGACAUAGUCCAUAUGCAUGUGGCUGAGAAAGAUAUACUGCAUGAGAUGGUGAAGAUAGUGAAAAGAAAGCCUGAUUUUCAUGUCAAGGAGAGGAUUUUAAUAUUAAUAGAUACCUGGCAAGAAGCUUUUGGUGGUCCACGAGCAAGAUAUCCACAAUAUUAUGCAGCUUACCAGGAGCUGUUGCGUGCUGGAGCUGUAUUUCCUCGGAGACCUGAGAGAUCUGCACCUAUAUUUACUCCUCCACAGAAACAACCUCUAAGAUCCUAUCCACCAUCUUUGCAAAAUCCUGAUUAUCAACAAGAAGCACCUGAGUCAUCAGUGGGAUCUGAGUUUCCUGUUUUGAGUGUGACAGAAAUUCAGAAUGCUCGUGGAAUCAUGGAUGUUCUUGCAGAAAUGCUGAAUGCUUUAGAUCCUGGAAACAGAGAGGGACUGAGACAGGAAGUAAUCGUUGACCUCGUCGAACAGUGCCGUACUUACAAACAGAGAGUGGUACAGCUUGUGAACACAACCUCGGAUGAGGAACUACUUGCCCAAGGACUUGCUCUAAAUGAUGACUUGCAGCGUGUGCUAGCAAAACAUGAUGCCAUUGCUGCAGGAAUUGCUGUUCGUGUGGAAAAACCCAAAUCACUUCGGGCAUUAGUAGAUCUUGAUAAUUCUGCAGUACAGCCAGAUCAAAGGUCCAGUACAGGUGCAAGCACAAGUAGCCAGCCUCCUCUUCAGCAAUUAUCAUUGCCUGCACCUCUAGCAUCUAAUGGUUCAACAACUCCAGCAGCAAAAAUUGAUCCUCAUAUUGAUCUUCUUAGUGGGGAAGACUACAGUACACCUAAAAAUGAGAAUCCACUGGCCCUUGUUUCUGUCAGUGAACCGCUUGCCAGUUCUGCUUCUGAUCAGAACCUUUUAGCUCUCGUGGACAUUUUUCCCCAGAAUAACGCUAACAGUAGCAAUGCCAAUACUUCCAACUCUUUUGAUUCACAUUCCACACUUCCAGCAUCACAGGCAUAUCUUGCUGCACCCCAGCUUCAGACACAGCCCCAACAGCCACAACUGCCUGCCCUUUAUCCUAAUGGAGGUGUCCCAAACUUAGGUGCUCCUCAAUAUGAGCAGGCAGCUUAUGAUCAAGGAGCUCAAUUGAACCAUGCGAGUCCUACAUGGAAUGGUCAGGUUGCUUUGGGCUUAAAUCCACAGCAGCAGGCACUAGGUUAUGGGGCAAAUGAUCAAGCUGGAGCUCUCCCCCCACCACCCUGGGAAACUGAAACAGUGCAGAGUAACCGAUUGCCUACCUUGCAGUCUCAGCCAGUGCAAAGUGGUCAGCUGGAAGGAAUGUUUCCCCAACCAAUGCCGGGCAACAGUCUGGAAGGCAUGCAUCCCCAAUCAUUGCAAGGCAACCAGCUGGGAGGUCCGCAACCUCAGCCAAUGCAGACUACGGAGAGCAGUCAGUUUGCAGGCAUGUAUCCUCCACCGAUGCAGAACAGCCAGCUUGGGGGUAUAUAUUCUCAAAUGAUGAUGGGAGGACAGAUGGCAGGAAUGCACCAACAACCCAUGCAAGGUAGUCAGCUGACAGUAUAUGGAUAUGGACAGCAGCCAGAGGCUCAGUUUUAUGAUCAGAGGAGACCCAUGUACCCUUAUGCUGGUGUAAAUGAGCUCUCUCAGAGAAUGUAUGGGCUUUCCAUGCAAGAUAAUAGCCCAUAUGUGAACAUGACUCCCUCUUACCAGACACCUAUGACCUCUUCUUACCUGCAGCAGUCCAACAAACCACCCAAGCCUGAGGAUAAGCUGUUUGGUGAUCUUGUCAAUAUGGCCAAAGCAAAGCCAAAUAAACCUUCUGGUAAUAAUGUUGGGAGCUUGUAAAAUCAGUGAGUGGGCCCUUUUCUAUUUUGUUUCUCGAUUUUUUUUUUCCUAAAUGAUUUGCUGUUCUCACUUUGACUCUUUCUUUUAUAUAUAUUCUUCUUUUCUGCCUCCCCA
Phoenix dactylifera (date palm) is the source of this 2499-nucleotide messenger RNA. RefSeq names its product TOM1-like protein 9. Lineage: Eukaryota; Viridiplantae; Streptophyta; Magnoliopsida; Arecales; Arecaceae. The record is from RefSeq and is a predicted model, not a curated record. Gene Ontology annotation, molecular function: ubiquitin binding; phosphatidylinositol binding. Gene Ontology annotation, biological process: protein transport to vacuole involved in ubiquitin-dependent protein catabolic process via the multivesicular body sorting pathway.